AUGAAAGAUGCUCAAUCAGUGAUCCAUGAGAUUCUGAAGAUUGAUGAUGCUUUUAACCAGCGAAAACACAGGACACCAAUCAAAUGCAAUGAUAUGUUUACUGAACUGAGGGGAAAAAAUGAGAAAAAGAUUGUGCUGACCAAGGGAGUCGCUGGCAUUGGAAAAACUGUCUCUGUGCACAAGUUUAUCCUGGACUGGGCAGAAGGAAACACCAAUCAGGAUAUAGAGUGUGUGUUCCUGCUUCCAUUCAGAGAGAUCAACAUGAUUAAAGAUAAAGGGGUCAGUCUUCAUGAGUUUCUGCUGAAAUUUUAUCCUGAACUGAAUGACCUAGAGAAAUCAAAUUUAUAUAAGGAAUGUAAGCUAGCGUUUAUAUUUGAUGGACUUGAUGAGAGUCGACUGCCAUUGAACUUUAAAAGCGAAACAAUGAACACUGUUGAGGAAAGAGCAUCUGUAGAUGUGCUGUUUACAAGUCUGGUCAAAGGUAAGCUGCUUCCAUCAUCUCUUGUCUGGGUGACAUCACGACCAGCAGCAGCCAAUCAGAUUCCUCCUCGGUAUGUGGGUUUGUUCACAGAGGUGCGAGGAUUUACCGACCAACAGAAGGAGCAGUACUUCAAAAAGAGAAUCACAGAUGAGACUCUGGCCUCCAGAAUCAUCUCACACAUUAAGACGUCUCGUAGUCUCUAUAUCAUGUGCCACAUUCCUGUGUUCUGCUGGAUCACAGCCACAGUACUUCAGAAUAUUCUCAUCAAUGCAGAGAACAUCAGCACAACACUCACUGAAAUGUACAUUCACUUCCUGCUGAUACAGAUGAACAUGAAGAAUCAGAAGUAUGAUAAAAAGGAACAGAGACAACGUACAAAGCUGUUGCGUUCAAAUAAAAAAAUGAUCCUGAAAUUAGCCAAACUAGCUUUUAAACAGCUGAAGAUGGAAAACAUUGUGUUCUAUGAGGAAGAUCUGAAAGAAUGUGGUAUAGAUGUGAGUAAAGACACUGAGUUCACAGGAAUGAUCGCUGAGAUCUUCAAGAAGGAAGAUGGACUUUAUAAGACAAAGGUCUUCUGCUUUGUGCAUCUGAGUGUUCAAGAGUUCCUUGCUGCAGUGCAUGUGUACAUCUGUUACCUGAAAAAUAACAAGCGAGAGCUUCGGUUUUUCUUUGAAGAUUCACAAAAUACAGCCAGACAAAAGCUUCAGUUCUUCUUUAGAAAUGUCACAUUUCAUGACUUAACAAAGAGGGCCACUGAUAAAGCAAUGCAGAAUGAGAGAGGACAUUUAGACUUGUUCCUGCGGUUUCUGAUGGGCAUUUCACUGGAAUCCAGUCAGAACCUGCUCAAAGGCCUGAUCACACACACCAAAGACACCAGUGUUAGCAUCCAAAAUAUAAGUGCACACAUUAAAGAAUUACAAAAAGAGGACAUCUCAGAUGAAACUUCAGUCAACCUAUUCUACUGCUUACUUGAGCUGAAAGAUAAUUCAUUAUAUGAGGAAAUCCAGAGUUAUCUCAGUCCAGAUGCACAUCCAGGAAGAGACCUCUCAUCUUCAAUGUGCACACUGAUGACCUCAGUUCUGCUGAUGUCAGAGAAAGUGCUGGAUGAGUUCAGUCCAAAGAGGUUCACAUCACCUUCAAACUACACAAGACUCGUUCCAGCUGUGAGAUGCUGCAGAAAAGCCCUUUUUGACGGCUGUGGUCUUGAUGAAACAUGCUGUGAAACUGUGUCUUCUGCGCUACAAUCAUCAAACUCUCAUCUGACAGAGCUGGACCUGAGUAGCAAUCACCUGCAGGAUUCAGGAGUGAAGCUACUUUCUGGUGGACUGAAGAGUUCACACUGUCGACUAAAUUUACAAAGGCUAUGUGGAUGUAAUCUCACUGCUCGGUCCUGUGAAAGUUUGUCUUCAGCUCUACAAUCCUCAACUUCCCAUCUUAAUGUUCUGGACCUGAGUAACAAUUACCUGCAGGAUUCAGGAGUGAAGCUGCUUUCUGAUGGACUGAAGAGUCCAAACUCUAAGCUGGAAAUAUUGAGAUUUUCCAUUUGUAAUCUCACUGCUCAGUCUUGUGAGAGUUUGUCAUCAGUAUUACAAUCAUCAAAAUCUGUUCUGAAAGAGCUCGACCUGAGUAACAAUGACCUGCAGGAUUCAGGAGCAGGACAGAGGAAGGCUGCUGUUGGCGUGUCUCAGCUCCUGACUCCACACCCCCCAUGCUUGAGAGAGCUGGAUCUGAGCCAGAAUCCACCCCCUGAGAUUCAGGACAAGUUUGAUCUUACGAACUACUGGAGGAUCCAAACUAUUACAGCAGGACUACAGAAAUAUGCCUGUUUUCUCACACUGGAUCCAAACACAGCACACACUCAACUUGUUCUGUCUGGGGAGAACAGAAAGGUGACAGGUGUGUUUGAGAAACAGUCCUAUCCUGAUCAUCCAGACAGAUUUGAUGUGUAUCAGGUGUUGUGUAGAGAGAGUGUGUGUGGACGCUGUUACUGGGAGAUUGAGUGGAGUGGAGAUGGUGUGUGUAUAUCGGUGUCAUAUAAGAGCAUCAGCAGGAAGGGAGAUGGUGAUGAGUGUUGGUUUGGACGUAAUGAUCAGUCCUUGAGUUUGAUCUGCUCUUCCUCCGGUUACUCAUUCAGACACAAUAACAUAGAGACUGAUCUCUCUGUGAAGUCCAUCAUGAGGAGAACAGGAGUGUAUGUGGAUCACAGUGCAGGAACUCUGUCCUUCUACAGUGUCUCUGACACAGUGAGCCUCAUCCACACAGUCCAGACCACAUUCACUCAGCCGCUCUAUCCUGGGUUUAAAGUUUCUAUUGGAUCAUCAGUGAAACUGUGUUGA
This is a messenger RNA of Cyprinus carpio (common carp), 2817 nucleotides long. Its product is annotated as NACHT, LRR and PYD domains-containing protein 3-like. NCBI's taxonomy places the organism in Eukaryota, Metazoa, Chordata, Actinopteri, Cypriniformes, Cyprinidae. Gene Ontology annotation, molecular function: protein binding. The record is from RefSeq and is a predicted model, not a curated record.